Molecule: messenger RNA, 871 nt
Organism: Schistosoma margrebowiei
Lineage: Eukaryota; Metazoa; Platyhelminthes; Trematoda; Strigeidida; Schistosomatidae
Source: the annotation of a GenBank genome assembly
UAUAUAUACACAUUAUUAGAAUAAAGUCUAACAUUAAAGAAUAUAUAUUUUAUGUAUAGAUGUUUAAUAAUUAGAAAACUAGACAUUUUUGUGUAUACGUAUCAUCACGAAAUGAAUCAAACGCAAGAAGUGUAUGUCAGAUAACAACGAAGAGUCAUUUCUCAAGUCAGUAAAUCUUUUCAGAGAGAUAACCCAAAGAAACCUUAGUGGAUGUCAAAUUAUAAAAUAAAUAAUAUUAAACAAAAUUUUACUAAUGUUCAUGGAAGGACUGCAGUUGACCAGUUUCAAUCAUCAUGUGUGUAUCUUGAGUGGAUUGUCUCGGAUCUGUCUUUAAUAAAAUCUUACUUGCAACUCGCCAAAUGAUAUAUUAGGCAAAACCCUUGAUAUCUACGCGAAAACUCGAAUUUGAUCCCUAAUCCUUUAAAUAUCAUUGGGAUUUUCAUCAAAUCACUGAGUCAAGAAAGCAGUCCUUAAUAUACAAAAAAACAAAUUUUAUACAAAUCUAUUAACCUUCAGAGACAAUUAUCAUAUUGAGUAAUGUAUCAUAAUAUUUAUUUAAUACUAAUUAUUCAUUUAAUGAUAUUUAUGUUAUGUAAAGGAAUUAUUCUUACAGAGAAUUAUCGUGAACAUUUAAUAGAUUGUUUACAAUUAUGUCAAUAUACAUUUAUGACAUGUGAAUAUAAAUGUUUUAAAAUGAAUUUUUGUAAAAUUAUUUGUGAUAAAACUUAUUAUGAAUGUGAAAAAUCAUGUUAUAUUGAAGUGUUCAAUACUACUGAAACAUUUUGAUUUUUGAUAUAAAUUUUAAAUGUGAUUUUGUUAUUCAUUUGAGAGAUAAAAAGAAAAGGGGGAAUAAAUUGUUAUUAGAUAGAAC